Molecule: messenger RNA, 747 nt
Organism: Lindgomyces ingoldianus
Lineage: Eukaryota; Fungi; Ascomycota; Dothideomycetes; Pleosporales; Lindgomycetaceae
Exons: 7
Coding region: 1-747 (248 amino acids)
Source: RefSeq, a predicted model, not a curated record
AUGAAGGGAGCCUUCGGAGUCAACUCCGCUCUAGACUACCCUUACGAAAUAAAGAGGCUUUACUGUGGAGCCAUUCACUUCGGUACGAACACUACUGCUCUAGGAUAUUUGCCAAAUAUUGUCAAGGGUUUUACUAGGACGUUCCCCGAGGAAAAUACCUCCGACGAAAGGUGGCAAAGGUGUUCAAGGGCCGGAAUUGCUGGGUAUUUGGCACUGGCUUUUAAAAUUAGGCUGUCCAUGUGGGGGGCGCAGCUCAUGUACCCUCACACAGGAGCAUACCAGGUUCAUGUGUUCGUCGAAGCAGGGAAGCAGGCGCUUACCGUUAAAAAUGAGCAUAAAAGCAGUCGAUAUACCCCCAAUAGUUUGGUAGCUUGCAGCUUCCAGACUCUCCUAGACCUCCCUAGCGAAUUGAAGUUCGUUGAUCUGACAGUUGACUUCUUGGAAAUCCCUAUGCAUUUAGUUGGGCGUUUACUCUGCAGUGAUAUUUUCAGCUCUGGCUCCAGAAGAUUAGAGAGGCUAAUUGAAGAAGCCAAUGAGGAGCCAGACAGGGCAAUGGUAUUUAAUCAGACCAAAUCAAGAAAAAAUAAAGCGUAUUGGUGGGUCUUCAUAAGUUCAAUGAGCUUAAUAGCCGUAUUCAGCACGGUGACCAUGAAAGACAUUGAACUUAAUGAGCAUCAUGGGUUUGAUGAGUUUGGUGAUGAAUUGGCGGUGUUAGGUCUUGAUUGCCGAAUCAAGCGGAUUGCCUAA